UUUUAGAACAUAAUGAAACUAAAGUAAUAUAACGUAUUACGAAACAGUGUUGACUUGUUAUUCAUCUGAUCAUUGAUCAUGGUGGACGGCGGAAUCACCAGUGCUCGAGAUUUACUUCAGAUUCUCAUGAAUGCAAUGGAAGUUUGUGAGAGUAAAUUGGAAACCGCAGCAAAACCACUAGAUGUCAAUGGUAAUGCAUUAGACAUAUACUGCGCCGGGGAAUGGGACAACUUGAUUUGUUGGCCAAACAGUGCUCCCGGUCCUGUCAAAGUGAAAUGUCCAGACUACAUAGUUGACUUCAACCAUGACGAAUAUGUAAAAAGAUACUGCGACACCAAUGGUAAAUGGAGAAAGAUGGCAUCAACGAAUAAUACAUGGCAUGACUAUCAAGGAUGUUUCACUGAUGCAUUGAUCAGCAAACAGGCAAUAGAAGAUGAAAUACGAGCUGGUGCCACAGGCCCUCAUAUGAAGAGUAUGAUACAACUUUAUACUGUUGGCUACUCAUUCUCAUUAGUAGCUCUCACAUUCGCUAUGAUAAUUCUUGCCUACUUCCAACGUCUUCACUGCACUCGAAACUAUAUUCACAUGCACCUGUUUGCUUCAUUCAUGCUUCGUGCCAUUGUAAUAUUCGUUAAAGAUCAAGUCCUGUUCAUUGGUGCUGGUAUAUUUGAUAUUCAAACCCAGACUAGUGAAACAUCACUCGAAGAACUAUGGGACAGGGUGGAUUCACCAGGAGGACACACUUAUAAAGUCGGCUGCAAAAUUGUGAUGACUUUAUUUCAUUAUUUCGUUGCAACAAAUUAUUACUGGAUCUUGGUCGAAGCUUUAUAUCUUCAUAGUCUGAUCUUCGUUGCCUUCUUCUCCGAUAAAAAAUAUCUGUGGAGAUUUACAUUGACAGGAUGGGGUGUGCCGGUACUAUUUGUUGUUCCGUGGGCGAUCGUCAGAGGAACACUCGAAGACAUACAUUGUUGGGACAUUUCAAUCACAGAAUAUAAAUGGAUCUACAAUGGACCUAUUGUUGUUGCCAAUGUGAUAAAUUUUCUUUUGUUCCUGAACAUAAUCCGAGUACUUUGGUAUAAAAUGAGGGAACGAGGUGCUAUAAACAGAUCGGACAAUAGGCGACAAUACAGGAAACUAGCGAAAUCUACACUUGUUCUCAUCCCGAUGUUUGGAGUUCAUGCUAUUGUGUUCAUAGGAAUGCCUGAUAACAUAGAAAAAGGUUUAUGGUGGGACAUCAGAAUGUAUUUUGAUUUAUUCUUCAAUUCAUUCCAGGGAUUCUUCGUGGCGAUUAUUUACUGCUUCUGUAAUGGUGAGGUUCAAGCAGAGUUCAAAAAAGCUUGGGAAAGGUUCAACUUGAGUGUUGAAAUGCAACGAGGUAAUAGAGAAAGAAGUCGAUCAUCAGUAACAAUGUUGACCAGCUUUAAUAGUUCGGUGUCUCAACAGGCGAGGUUGUCUAUCGCAGGACAGGGCAACCGCCGAAAUUCAAAUGUCGUCAAAAACUGUUACCAGGGAACCAACAACAACAAUGUGUCUACUUCCAUGACAACGGCCUUGAACAGAUCCAAUUCAAUAGAAUAUAAAACUCCACUACUGGAGGAAGUUAAAGACGAACACAAGACUACUAAUUUAAGCAAUGGAUCAGUCACAGUGGUCCGAAUGCAAAAGGAAGAUUUUCUAUUGAAUUUGGGAGACGAUGAACAUCUCGCUCCUUAUGCAUCGUCAACUUGCGUUACAAACGAAAUCCGAUCUAUCCCAAAAAUUAUGGAGGCUGACGAAGAAGAUUAUGAAGAAAAACGUUUUGAAAUGGCGUUAGAAGAAUGUCCGUCAAAAGAAAACUCGAGUUCAAAACCCUUGGACGAAAACGUUGUAAGUAAAUACGACUCCAGUAGCAGCAGUGAGAUAUCAAGCGACUCAAAUCGUGCUUCAUCAUGUGGUACGGACUCGGUAACGGACAAUUCAUGUAGGAGAACCCCGUCGUUUGAUUCUGGAAUUUCAUCCAUGUUAGGUGGAAAUCCAAGACUCUCGACUGUAUUUCCUUCAGAUAGUUCAGAUAAAAAUAAUAUCUCUGUGACUUCAGAAAAUGAGACCUGAAAAUCGUGCCAUGUUUUCAUUCUUAGCACUUCCUAUAUUUGACGAGUUUUUUUUACUCAAUAAUCACUGAUUUUGGAUAUUUUUAUAUCUUAACAAAUACCAUAUGCUGUAUCACCUUAUCAAUAUGUUGAUUGUGAAAGCAUGAUAAUAGUAAUGCCAUCUUAUAUGCCAUACAAAAUUAAAUUCUUGUCAAAAGUUAACAUUGUCACCAAACUGCUCUGGAGGUCUCUGAUUUCAAAAUAUUUAUUUGGAAUUAAUUUGGUCAGGUUUGGGUAUUCAAACCCAUUUUGACCCGAGUGAUGUCGCUAUGUUUUUUACAGAAUGCUGAAAGGAAUAGUAUCUUUAUACUUCCAGCCUAUUUAAAUAAAUGUUAGUACCUGCUGAAGAGAGUUGAAAACGUUAUGAUAAAACACUUACCCCAAAAGCCCUGAAUGUAGUUUUACCAAAAAAGCCAAGUUUGUAAAUUUAAAUUCGAAAAUAAACUAUUUGAAUCGCUCAUAUUGAGUUGCAUAGUUUUAAUUCUGACUUCAUAUUCAUAAACGUAUUGCUGACCACAAGUUAAGUGGUUCAAGUAACUAAAUUUAUUUUAUUGUGCACGAGGCAUGUUAGUUAUUAUUUCCUGUAUCACUAUACUUACGGUAAAUGCAUUAUUGUGCAUUCAAACUUGGUGCUGAUUCAUUGUAUAAAUUUAGUAGUAUAUCAUCACAGCCAUUUCAUUUUUAGUACAUUUUGUUUAUCUUAAACGUUCUUCAUUUUUUACCUAUUUUUUCAUUUUAAUUUCUGACGAUAACAUCCUGUUCUAUAUACUUAUCUAUGUUCCUACCUAGUCAUGUAAAUCAAAUUUAUAUUGAACAAAAUCUUAUCUGCAGUGUUUGAGUUUUCGAACAAAUAGGUAAUUAGUAAGCUGUUUCUUAAAUUUGCAGUGUAUACUUCCUUAUAGUGUUGACAAUAGUGUUCAAUAAAUUACUUUUCUAUAUCAUACCACAUUCCUAGUUAUUUGUAGUACUAACGAUACUUGAAAUAUUAGAUAUAAUGGGUUUAGUUCUUGGGAGCUUUGUGAUAGACAAGCCAUUUAUGGUUUGGCAAGAAAGAAGUGAUUUGUUUUUCGGUGCUACUUCGCAUGUGUCUUUCAAAUCAUUGUUGACAUUAUUAUUAAUAUAUUGCAAGUUUUACAGUUUGGGGCAAGCAAUAAUAAACAGUGUAUCUUGUUAAUUUCAUUGUGGAAGUCACCUUGUGAAAUAAAAUUUUCAAAUUGUUAUGUUUGUAUUUAAACAUUAUUUGAUAAGCAUUGUGUGCCAUUCUCUCUGUGUAUCAAUCAGCAAAAUUGUUCUUAAACCAUCUCUUAGAUCAUCUUUCUACCAUUUCCAACUUAUCCUUGGAUAUAUAUAUAUAUUAUAGUUAUGAUUUUACCUGACAUAAAAGCACUGCUAAAAGACGAUUAUUCUAUUUCUGAUGAAAAGAUACUUUGGAUACAAAUUAUCUGACAAAAAUAUUGGCAAUUUUGAAUAGGUGUUGUCUAUAUUUUUAGUGUCAUUAGUUUUAUAUUUGCAGUAUUUCUUCUAUUUUUGCUCGUAGUUGCAAAUCAUUAAGUUCAUUUAAAAUAUUGUGAAUAAAAACGCUAACUACAA
Molecule: messenger RNA, 3719 nt
Organism: Styela clava
Lineage: Eukaryota; Metazoa; Chordata; Ascidiacea; Stolidobranchia; Styelidae
Product: parathyroid hormone 2 receptor-like
Biological process (GO): cell surface receptor signaling pathway; adenylate cyclase-modulating G protein-coupled receptor signaling pathway
Cellular component (GO): plasma membrane
Molecular function (GO): peptide hormone binding; G protein-coupled peptide receptor activity
Source: RefSeq, a predicted model, not a curated record